CCCAGUGUUGGACCUGCAGUGUUUUGUGGACUGGGUCUGACUGUGGGUCUGCUCGGUGGCUGCUGGAAUUAUUUAUAAUUAUUCCUCUUAUAUUGAAAAUGAAUCCAGGACAACGGAGUGUGACUUGUGUCCCAUCGUCUGCCUGGUAACAGAUGAUGAUCAGGUCAUGUGAUCCUACCUCUGCUUCUUCCAGCAGCUCUCAGUCAGACUCUCUCAGUGUUUGUCAGGUCAACAGAGGAACAUGGCUUCAUCCUUUCUCAGCUUCUCCCUCCUCUUCAUCAGCCUCCACGCAGCAGAUGGAUUUCGGAGCUUUUAUGUGACCCGCUGUGAGUUUAACUCCACUGAGCUGAAGGACAUCGAGUACAUCAGGUCUACUUAUUACAACAAGAAGGAGAUCGUCAGGUUCAGCAGCAGUGUGGGGAAGUUUGUUGGAUUCACUGAGUACGGACUGAAGUGUGCUGAUGACUGGAACAACAAUCCUUCAUAUAUGGCUGGGCUGAGAGCUUCGAAGGAGAGGUACUGCCUAAACAACGUUGGGAUCGACUACCAGGCUCGUCUGUCUAAGUCAGGUGAGUUUGUUUCUGUAACAUCCAACAGCAUCAGAUCAUCAUGUUAUUGAUUACUUAUUGAUUCAUUAACACUCUGACUGAACCAACCUCAGCUCUGAUUUAUAUAUUUAUAUUGAUCAUCAUGCACAGAAGAUGUUUAUAAUAUUAUCUGAUUUUACACAGCAGUUUGUUCUGAGUUACAAACGUUAUGAAAUAUAAUACCAGACUAAUGUUCAUGUUCCUUCAACACAUCAGAAUAAAGUCUGUGUCGCCUCCUGGUGGAGAAACUCUGCUACUGCUACUACUGAUGAUAAAAUAACGUUAAAUUGAUUAACAUUAAAUAUCACUAACAUCGCUGCCAAGAUCGACAA
Messenger RNA from Micropterus dolomieu (smallmouth bass), 919 nucleotides. RefSeq names its product H-2 class II histocompatibility antigen, E-D beta chain-like. Gene Ontology annotation, biological process: immune response; antigen processing and presentation. Gene Ontology annotation, cellular component: MHC class II protein complex; membrane. The record is from RefSeq and is a predicted model, not a curated record. Bases 242 to 619 code for a protein of 125 amino acids. The transcript has 3 exons. NCBI's taxonomy places the organism in Eukaryota, Metazoa, Chordata, Actinopteri, Centrarchiformes, Centrarchidae.